Messenger RNA from Sphaerodactylus townsendi, 1802 nucleotides. Its product is annotated as semaphorin-4D-like. The record is from RefSeq and is a predicted model, not a curated record. Gene Ontology annotation, molecular function: chemorepellent activity; semaphorin receptor binding. The coding region runs from base 97 to 1644 and encodes 515 amino acids. NCBI's taxonomy places the organism in Eukaryota, Metazoa, Chordata, Lepidosauria, Squamata, Sphaerodactylidae. The transcript is spliced from 7 exons. Gene Ontology annotation, biological process: negative chemotaxis; semaphorin-plexin signaling pathway; negative regulation of axon extension involved in axon guidance.
CAAAAACAGAUGGACGGCUGCUUUUAAAGACUUAAUUCUUAUCUGUUCCGCCAUUCGAAUUGGGAAUUCCAGUUCAACGUCAUUCAGGAUGUCUUUAUGCUCAAAGCUGCCGACGGGAGUGAGGCCACCUUUUAUGGGAUUUUUACCCAACAGUGGGGGAAACUGGACAUUUCAGCUGUUUGUGCCAUCGGCUCGGGAGCCAUUCGAGACGUCUUUCUGAAAGGAAGCUACAAAGGCCCUCUCUCCUUGGAGCACUCCCACGUGAAGUGGGUGCUGCACAGGGGAGAGGUGCCCAGCCCUCGCCCUGGUGCAUGCAUUGAUACUUCUGCCCGCAAUCAGGGAUACAAUUCUUCUCUUGACUUGCCGGAUAGAGUCCUGCAGUUUGCCGGAGACCACCCUCUGCUGGAUGACACAGUGACCUCGAUUGACCAUCGGCUGGUGUUGCUAAGAAGAGGCACAACAUAUACUCGGCUUGUAGCAGACCGACCCAUUGGAUUGGAUAACUCAUCAUACGACAUUCUUUUUCUAGGGACAGAUAGGGGCUACUUGCAUAAAGCUCUCAGUGGCCGCAAAGAAAUGUUCAUUAUAGAAGAGAUGCAGCUGUUUCCAUCUCCGGAGCCUGUGCAGACACUGAAACUGGCUCCUCAAAAGGGCCUCUUGUAUGCAGGGUCUGCUUCCCAACUGGUGCAGAUCCCUGUUGCAACUUGCACCUGGUAUCGGUGUUGCUUUGAUUGCGUCUUGGCGAGGGAUCCUUACUGCGCGUGGUCUCUGCCUCUUCGCAGCUGUGUCCUGGUGGCCGGCCAACCUCGGAGUUCGCAGGUUUUGAUUCAAAGUGUCAGCGAUGGCGAUGCUUCUCGGUGUCCUGAAGAGGAAAAGAAGCUCCCGAGGAAGAACCCGUUCAUCCUUGGCAGCAGCCUGUACUUGAGAUGCACCCCCCUUUCCAACCUAGCAAGCUCCAUAUGGACGCGAAACCAGAGCCUCUUGCCGGUCCAAGAGGGCAAAUACCUAUUUCACCCAGAAGGGCUGGUCGUCUUCAGCCUGACUGCUGCCGACGCCGGGCUCUACGAGUGCCAGUCCGUUGAGAAAGCUAACGGGAAAGAAUUUCUCAGCAUUAUGGCCUCCUAUCUCCUCUAUCCUCAGCCAGAGAGAGUUUCCCCUGUCCUCGAGCGAGCUCCUUCCCACCAGACACGUGGCGAUUCAGCAGUGACAGACAGUAGUAGGUUCCCAGCACUUCCUCAAGUGAAAGACCCAGGUAGACAAGAACAACUGUCAAAGAUCCAAGGACCGUCCUUUAUUUUAUUGAUCGUGGGCUCUGUCUUUGCCUUCCUUUUCCUUUCUUUGCUGGCAUGGAACGUUUACAAGGGCCACCUGUCAGUGCCCUGGAAAGCCAGAGACGGGAGGCCCACAACGGCCAACACAGACGGUUCGGCAAACCUUGAUCGUGGGUCGGGACAGCGGGACUCGACUCAGAAAAGCUCAGAGCCACGUGCCGUCCCCUCCACAAUCAGUGAAUCGGCCCCGCUGGUGAGCUCUUCUGAAGAGAGACGCAGCGUGAAGGUAAAACGUGGCACCAGCCUUCCUGCGAGGCCGACUGUCUUUAACUUUCCAAGCUGCGUGGUCACGGAAGAGGACAGUGAAGUUUGAAAGCAUCGUAAAGGGAGUUUGGCAGCCUCUAAUUCCAGUGCCCUGAUGUCGUGCGUGCAAAUGCUUCUUCGGCUUCUAGUUGUGCUUAUGCGGGGGUUUUUAACUUCGCUCUCCCCACCUUUCCAGAGAGUUUUGAAAAAUAAACGUUUUUCCUCAGA